This is a messenger RNA of Anguilla anguilla (European eel), 3243 nucleotides long. It is a transcript of the gene osgn1, whose product is annotated as oxidative stress induced growth inhibitor 1. The record is from RefSeq and is a predicted model, not a curated record. Gene Ontology annotation, molecular function: oxidoreductase activity. NCBI's taxonomy places the organism in Eukaryota, Metazoa, Chordata, Actinopteri, Anguilliformes, Anguillidae. The coding region runs from base 1699 to 3225 and encodes 508 amino acids. The transcript is spliced from 6 exons.
UGCUAAGGCUAGCCUUUAUUUCCUUGGUCUGUCGUCCACUGUAAUGAUGCACGGAUGCUAGUUUGCUAAUUUAGCUAAAUGUAUUCUGUGGAGGAGUUGGAAAAUUUGACUGUUGUGCUGGCGCUUCAGAAUAUAAAUAAUCGUUAUGAAAUAGCACCGGUUAGCUUAGCUUAACCUAUUUCGACUGUGAUUGAGGUUAUCGUUCGCCGUUUUGCUUAUGUAGCCUAUGCGGACGACUAAGUCUUAGACUAAAGCUGUUUGCAAAUUACAAUCCAGUUAACGCAACGCUCGACCUGCAGCAGGCGGUGGAUCUAGUCCAAUUGAAUUAGAUAACCCGGCAGGAGCAUGGUCUUGCUGUGGGUAUUGGCAGGGGUAGUGUAGACCGGUCCUAAUGGCUAUACAGUAUAAUGCUGCAACAGCGGCAAGGACAUCAGAUGGCUGCAAUAUUCCGUAUAUUGCAAGCUUUGAAUUUAGGAGAUCAUGGGUUUGCGCUUCGAUGCGAUUUUCCCUAGCCUAUGUAACGGGAUGUGCAGCUUGCUAGCAUACUGUAAUCGCAUAGUUUUGGGAAGAAGUGAAUAAAGUUUUGCUUUUGAGCCAAAUAUGCAGGAUAACGUUUGGCAACGCAUUUGAUGUUACGAUAUGUUUCAUGACUGUAGAUAUUCAGUUGUCGCAGCUUUGAAUUGUGUUACCUGUCAGCCAUAACUAAAGUAACGAUAACGCAUGUGUGCAGAACUAGCUAGUCAGCAGGGUAUAUAGCCUACGUAACGAAAUGGCUCCUCCCCAUAAAUUUCAGCUUUCAGUUUUUUGAACCAUAGAAUAUAUGAAAAUGUUUUAUAUAGCUUUAGCUGAAUGUCCUUUUAAAAUAUGCGAUGUCAGUUGAUUUUUAAAGUGAAAGUGGUUGUGUGAUCGCUUACUGGGUACUGCUUGGAGAUGUGGAGCAACAUUAGCGUGAAAGCCAUCUGUCAUUUAGUCCUGGAACGCCCACUCCAGACAGUUCACUACGGUUUGGAUCGGGCAGGCCAUAUGUCACAGUAGCUCUGUUAAUCUUAAUAUCAUUUGAACGCAACACGCUGUCAGUGAGUCCUGUUGGCAGAUAUGCUUCCCUUGAACAGGGUAGUUUGUGCGUAUAUCAGUGUGUGGUGUCGACUAAACCAGCGUUUCCCAACCUUUUUCCUUCCGCGGCACACUUUCCAAAUUUACAGAAUCUCAUGGCACGCCACUCUCAAAAGCAUCAAGGCAUUAUAAAAAAUAAACACCCUGCAAGCGACGUACUGACGUUGAUGUGACGUGCCAACAGUAGCCCGAAAUGUUCUUUUGGGGCUUUAAUUAAGCGAUAUGCAUUUUAAUGACAUUUAUUUUGGGUUUUGUGAAUGGGAUUUGUUCAUUUAAGUUUUCUUAAUUCAGUUGAACAUUAAAAAAAUUUUUUAAAGAAUUUUUCACACGGCAGACCUGAGUGCCGCGGCGCACCGGUUGGGACUAAACGACUACGCUUUGGGUGUAUCAGCAAAGCGUCGCCGUGGGCUAUACGAACCCAAACACAUGAAAAAUAAAACCUGUUUUGAAGUGAAACUUUAAUGAGACCCGACUGCGAGAUGUGCGAAUUUUUCUGCAAAAAGACUCAAAGAUGUAGCCGAUCAGGUUGCAGUGCACUGUGGAGACUUUCUCAAGUGGAAUGUUACGAUAAAGCAUCUGAGAGCGAUGGACUUGGAGGACGACCACCUCGUCCCCAGAGACGUCCUGCCGGUGGUGGUCAUCGCCUCUCUCCUUAACCAGCGUGUGCCCGUGCAGAGGCCGAGGGGGCGUGUCCACAGACGUGCUCUCGGUGCGUGUCUUGCAGGUAACGGGCCGUCUGGGAUCUGCCUGUCGUACCUGCUGUCGGGGUACGUGCCGUACCCGUCGCCCGAGGGCAGCCACCCGAACCCCAUCCUCCAGCGCAAGCUGCAGCAGCAGCCUCACCUGUCUCUGCUGGAACAGGAUCUGGAGUACCUGUGCGAGGGCCUGGAGGGCCGCUCCUCGAACCCGGUGGCGGUGCUCUUCGAUUCGCUCCUCCUGCCCGACAGCGACUUUGGGGCCGACUACCCCUCGCCCCUGCAGUGGCGCUACGAGCCGGAGCGGGCCGUCCCGCACGUGGUCCUGGGGAAAGGGCCGCCCGGGGGUGCCUGGCACGCCAUGGAGGGCUCCAUGCUCACUCUCAGCCUGGCCAAUUGGAUGGAGCUGCCAGGCCUGAAGCUGAAGGACUGGGUGCGAGAGAAACGCAGGAGCGUGCGUAACGACCGCGCCACGCCGGCGGAGAUCGCCUCGUACUACCAGCACUACGUGUCACUGAUGGGUCUGCAGGACCGCUUCGCCUGCGGCACCACGGUGACAUCGCUGCAGCGCGCGGGCGGGGAGGCGGGGCCCGGCGUCUGGAGGGUGCGCGGCGUGCGCAGGGAGGCGGGGCCGGGCGGCGGGGGAGGGGCGGGGCCGGAGCGGCCCUUCAGCCUGCUGGCGCGGAGCGUGGUGCUCGCCACGGGGACCCACGACGUCCCCGCCCGCCUGGGCGUGCCCGGCGAGGACCUGCCCCACGUGCGCCACGGCUUCUGGGAGCUGGAGGCCGCCAUCUCGGCCGGCCGCCUGGGCCCCGCCUCCGACCCGCUGCUGGUGGUGGGGGCGGGGCUGACGGCGGCCGACGCCGUCCUGGCCGCCCGCCACCUCAACGCCCCCGUCCGCCACGCCUUCCGCCGCGCGGUGACCGACCCCGCCCUCAUCUUCAACCAGCUGCCCAAGGUGCUGUACCCCGAGUACCACAAGGUGCACCAGAUGAUGACCCAGCAGCAGGACAGGGGGGAGGCCCCCUCCAGCUGCUACCCGGGCUACGUCAGCUAUCCCCGCCACCGGGUGGUGGCCUUCCUCCCGGACAGGAAGUGCGUGCUGGAGGGCGAGGGGGGGCGGCGGACCGUGCUGCAGGUCUCCAUGGUGCUGGUCCUGAUCGGGUCGUACCCGAACCUGUCCUUCCUGCCGGGGGACGGGCGGCCGCUGGGCCUGGACCCGGACGAGCGCAUCGGCUGCCGGCGGAACCCGCUGCAGGUGGACCCCUUCACCCACGAGUGCGUCCGCGAGCCCGGCCUGUACGCCAUGGGCCCGCUGGUGGGCGAGAACUUCGUCCGCUUCCUGAAGGGCGGCGCCCUGGCCAUCGCCGCGCACCUGGCCCGGAGGCGCGCGGGGGGGGAGGGGCCGGACUCGUGACGGGCGGGCGGGCGGGCG